This is a messenger RNA of Sesamum indicum (sesame), 3341 nucleotides long. RefSeq names its product pentatricopeptide repeat-containing protein At1g80550, mitochondrial. Gene Ontology annotation, molecular function: protein binding. The record is from RefSeq and is a predicted model, not a curated record. NCBI's taxonomy places the organism in Eukaryota, Viridiplantae, Streptophyta, Magnoliopsida, Lamiales, Pedaliaceae.
UUGAAGUUUGGAGUGUUAAUUAACAGUUUCGGACAUUUCCAUCCUUCCCAUUGAUUCUUCAGUAGCUUCAAACUACUCCCGAGUUAUGCAUUCUUCAAUCACCUCAAUAACCCGCCAUUUCCGCUUAUACCACUCUGUUGUUCUCUCACACCUUCACACACUCCUCUUUUACCACACCUCUCCUCGCAGAAACCGUCUGUUUGCUCCCAAGCCCACGUCGGAAUCAGUUCAAAACCGGCCCAAGUCCGAUCUUUUCACGAGUCCGACUGUGACCCGCUUCAGUUUUUCGGACUUUGAACUCGAUACAGUUCUUGAAACCCUCAAUUGUUAUGCGAAUGACUGGAAGAUUGCAUUAGAGUUCUUCAACUGGGUUGAAAUCCAUUGCGGGUUUCAACACACCACUCAGACAUUUAACCGGAUUGUUGACAUUCUUGGUAAGUUUUUCGAGUUUGAUACUGCCUGGAAUCUGAUAGAAAGAAUGAGAAAGAGUCCAUCUUCUGUACCUGAUCAUACAACGUUUCGGGUGUUAUUUAAGCGUUAUGUCUCUGCUCACCUCGUUGAGGAAGCAAUUGAUGCGUUCUGUAGAUUGGAUGAGUAUAAUUUGAGGGAUGAAACUUCCUUCUCGAAUUUGAUUGAUGCUUUGUGCGAGUACAAGCAUGUGAUAGAAGCUGAAGAAUUGUGCUUUAAGAAAAAUAGGGAUAAUGAGUAUGAUGGCAAGCUGUUUGGGUUUAAUAUGGUAAGUACAAAAAAUUAUAAUAUGAUUCUACGUGGUUGGUUUAAAAUGAAGUGGUGGAGGAAGUGUAGGGAGUUUUGGGAGGAGAUGGAUAAGAGGGGUGUGAAAAAAGACUUGUAUUCAUACUCGAUAUAUAUGGACAUUCAGGUCAAGUGUGGGAAACCAUGGAAGGCGGUAAAGUUGUACAAGGAAAUGAGGAAGAAGGGUAUUCAGUUGGACGUGGUGGCAUACAAUACUGUAAUUCGUGCUAUUGGGAUUUCUGAGGGGGUUGAUAUGGCUGUGAGGCUUUACAAAGAGAUGAUUGAAUUGGGGUGCCAACCAAAUGUUGUAACUUUUAACACAAUUCUAAAGCUGUUGUGUGAGAAUGGGAGGUAUAGAGAGGCACAUAAAGUUCUCAAUCUGAUGACUAAGAAGGGUUGUCAGCCCGAUAUAGUUACAUAUCAUUGCUUCUUCGUGUGCCUUGAAAAGCCCUGUGAGAUUCUUAAGUUGUUUGAUAGGAUGAUUGGAAGUGGUGUCCGACCGAGGAUGGACACAUAUGUUAUGCUCAUGAGGAAGUUUGGAAGAUGGGGUUUCCUCCGGCCAGUGUUUCUUGUCUGGAAGAAGAUGGCGGAGCAUGGACUGAGCCCAGAUGAGUUUGCAUAUAAUGCUUUAAUUGAUGCUCUGCUGCAGAAAGGUUUGGUUGAUAUGGCACGUAAGUAUGAUGAAGAGAUGUUGAUGAAAGGGCUUUCAGCUAAACCAAAAGCUGAAUUGCAGACCAUAAUGGAUAGUGAAGUUUCCAGCAAUAGGUGACUUUCUUACGUCAGUUCAUAUGACUAACAAUUGUGAGAGUCUCGAUCUCAUGCCCAAGUUGAAAUAGCAAAGUGAACUUAUGGCCAUAAUAGGAAAAGAAGUAAACUAUGAGGCUUGCAGUGUGGUAUUGGUGGCUAGCAUGGGCAGAGAUAUGCUUGUAUUGAUUUUCAUGGGAGAUCAUUUACUGAAAGCCAACUCUAGGACUUAAUAGGAGAUUGGGGCUUGUGGUCAUAUCUACCAACUAUUUCUUGUCUGAAGCGCAAGUUCAUGUUUUGGAAAUGCUGCAUGCUUCUGAGAGUUACUGACAUGUAAAAUUUAGCUUACCGCUGACAAGAGCCUUCUGAAGUCAAACACAGUAUACAGAAAAAUCAGAAGCUUCCCCUGGAUCUUCUCCUCAUUAUAUCCACAGCCAAGUGUUGCCCACCUCCAAAGUAGCAACUAUAUUCAUUAACUGGAAAGGCCAUUUGCUGUGUGCCUCUAUCCUCUGGUUCUAAGUCAAAUCUCGAGAGUUGAGAUUUGUGGCAUUAUGCUGAUCCAUACUAGUUAAAGUUGAAUGGCUUAUUCUUGAAGAGAACUCGACGCAUGCCAGCUUCAGUGAGUGCAGGCAAUGAGACAGACCACUAUUGGCUGCGUACCUGCCACGAACAUUCACUGAUUUUCACUCCAAAAUCCCAGAUAAAUCAUGGUGGAGAGAAGUAAGCUUCUAUUUGUGUCGUAAACCAGUUUUUGGAGCCGUCAUAUAACUGCAGCAUAGACUGUGGUAGUAAAAUUAUCCUCCACAGACCAUGUGUCGAAUUGCCUAGAUUGGUUGAGGAUCCUCGCUUCCCUGGUCACCUACUCACUCCGACUGUAUAUGAGCAUGAGGAUGGCAAAUUUAACAUCCGUGUCUGCCAUAAUUAUGGAAAAGAUUUUAAGGGAUUUGCCUAUCAUGGCUAUUUGAGGAAGGAUUCGAGUUCAACAUUUGCACCGUGUGACUUUUUCAAUUACUUAUUAGAGAACAGAGGCUGAUAUGAUAUCCAAGUCGCUAGACGUUCAUUAUCGUUUGGGAUUUGGCGUAUGUAUUCAACCUCAACGUUCUAGUUACCAAAGAGCUACUUGUUUCUGCACACACCAUCUCUCCCUCAAUUGCUAUCAAUUACCAUCAGAGUUGGAGCACCUUCACAUCUAAGGUCACCACGCUCUAUUGCUCAGUGCAAAAGGUGUCUGCUCCUGGACUCUGCCAAUUGUAUACACAACAGUAAUGAGUUGUUUUUAUGAACGUGAAGAAUGUGAAUUUGUGAUAGACAUCAAAUGUGCAUCCGACCCCACACUAUAGAACAUGUAGCUUGCCAGUGACACAAACUGCUCGCUCGAUUAAAGGAUAAAGAAAAUGUCAUACUAUGUGAUGCUUGUUGAUACAACAAUCCUUAUCUCAGCAGGUACGCCUAUAUCUGAAUUUUGCCUUCGAUUAGGACUAUGAAUGUGCUGCCCUGCGAAGAUCGUUGAUGCACAGAUGGGACAAGCACCCGCUCAAGUUGAUCUACGGGCAUUCGUUUAAAAUUUUUGUGGUCCAAUUGAUGUGAACCGUAUUAAGUAUAUUUUGUCUAACUCUUUAAUUUAUGGUUUCUUUCUUUUAUUUAGUAGUAUAUGAAUUUUACUCAUGAAAAAGCAGAAGAUUUGUCAAACAACUCCGAGUUUGUGUAGGGACAGUAUUUUGCUGUGAGAAACAAACAUGUCCAAACUACAUUUCAUGGUUUCACAUCAGCAAAAGAAACAAUGUGGAAGUAGUGGUCAAUGCCUAUAAGUACUAUGUCCUACAUAUUGUAUUAAUCAUGGUGUU